Molecule: messenger RNA, 1702 nt
Organism: Cheilinus undulatus (humphead wrasse)
Lineage: Eukaryota; Metazoa; Chordata; Actinopteri; Labriformes; Labridae
Gene: timm10b
Product: translocase of inner mitochondrial membrane 10 homolog B (yeast)
Exons: 4
Coding region: 176-946 (256 amino acids)
Cellular component (GO): mitochondrial intermembrane space chaperone complex
Source: RefSeq, a predicted model, not a curated record
AGCCUAACCUUAAAUGUACGGACUUCUGGUUGAUAUUUAUGGUAUGGAUUGGAUGUAUGUCGGCCAUCUUGUCUGCAUCAAGCUGAAGGUCAUAAACUGGUGUUAUAAUCAUUAGCCAACCACCGCUGCAUGCUAGCUCUGUAGCUAAGAAAUCGGCAAAUCAUAACUGAUCAGGAUGGAUCCAGACCAACAACUGAGGAAUCUGAAGGAUUUCCUUCUGGUUUACAAUCGCAUGACGGAAAUCUGCUUUCAGCGAUGCACGAGCAACUUCAACUACAGAAACCUUACCAUGGAUGAGGAGCGCUGUGUGGACAGCUGUGCAGGAAAGCUUAUCCGCAGUAACCACCGCCUGAUGAACACAUAUGUGCAGCUGAUGCCUCGGAUGGUGCAGCGGCGGAUGGAGGAGAUGGAGAGCAAAGCUGCAGAAAAUGCCAAGGCAGCUGAGGCUGCUGCUUCAGCAUCCAUUGGACCUCCUGCAACAGAGGCCUCACUGGAAUCUCAAACACUGAUCACCUCAUCUCCACCUCCACAAGCACCUCCACUGACUGAUGUCUCACCAGAACCCUUCGGCUCAGUCCUAACGCCAGUGGGAUCAGAUGUUCCAGCUGGCUUUGACGCCGUCAUGCCUGCAUCCACAGCAGUAACAGAAGUGAAAAUAUCAGCUGCUGCACCCCUCACACCUGCCUCUGAAGCUGUAAACCUGUCAGUGCUUAAUGAAGCUGGAAAUGGACCAUCUUACACAGCAGGCUUUUCUCAGCUGCCCGUAGCUGAUGCUCAAAUUGAGACGGGGAGCUCAGCACCUGCGUUUACGCCCUCUAAAUCCACGUCUUCACCAGUUGAUGUGCCCGUGUCAACGUUAGCUGCUCCCACAGUAUCCACAGAGAGUAUCCCUCUGCCAGUCCUAGAGAAAGCACCAGAAGCCCCCCCACCUUCUGGACAGCAAUGAUGCCCAGUGGGGUUUGUCUUAGGUUGUCAAACUGUGAGCAAUAUUUCCCUGACUCUCAUUUAUAAAACCAUGAUAUCUUUGUGAAACUCAUUACUGGCUAUCUUAAACUUUUCUGUAUUCUAAAAGAAAAUAUUCUGAGUACAUUAACAAAAUAUAGGAUAAGAUAACUUUUUUAUUUGAUAAAGUAUUCAAACAUUUCGUGGCUAAAGUCUCAAAGAUGAAUAUGUUCAGUUUGUAUUUGUUUUUAUAUUUAAAAUCCAAACUUUCUUGAGGUUGUUCAGUAUUGUUUGACCAAAUUAGCAAUUUGAAGGCCUUGUGUUUCAAUCUGUCACUAAUGGACAAAAUCACUCUUUUGAUGUUCCUUUUUUCAGGUAUAUUUUUUUACAUUCACUGACUGUAAAAUUGCUUUUGAAUUUGUUUUCAAUCCAACAACCUAUGUUCUCCCCAACAAAAGUUAUUUAUAUUAUAUGAUAGCUAGCACUGCAAUGAGGGCAGAAAAGUAAAAAUGCAGUUGUUAAACUGCAAUGUUUUGUGAGGUGAUGAGAGCUGAAAACAGAUGUAUGUGAGACUGUGUGUGAAACUGAAGUUUAAAAGGAUUUUAGAGAUGGCAGUGGUUUUACAUGUCAAAGCGUCACAAGAAUCUGAACUCUUAGAGGCAGAUAGAGCUCAAACACAUUACUGAUUAUAAUUUGUAAAGUGGCAAAGUCAAUACAGAAAUACAGUGUUCCACUAUAAUAAAAAUGUGAAUACUCACAA